Molecule: messenger RNA, 2064 nt
Organism: Sungouiella intermedia
Lineage: Eukaryota; Fungi; Ascomycota; Pichiomycetes; Serinales; Metschnikowiaceae
Source: the annotation of a GenBank genome assembly
AUGGCCCUCGAACAAUCAUUGGCUGCGCUCUCGUUGACCACUGUUAGUGCUGAAAAUGCACUCGCCACCAAAACCUUGAUCUUCAAGCCAAAAACUGCAAAGACAGCUACUCCGGUCCCCGUGGUGGUGUUUGCCUUACAGUCUACCAACACUCCAUCGGGUUUGGUGGCUAAGGCCGCCGGCGUCAAGGAACCCAGAUUGGCCAAGGACGACUUGAUCAUCGAGUUCUUUUCCACUUCUUCAAAGGAGGUUUCUGUGGCCAACUUGAGCGCCGGUUUGGCCGGUAAAGUCAAGUUGGUUGUCGAUUCCAAAAUCACCAACGCUACUGACGACGUUGUCUUGGAAUUGGCCACUGAGCUGGCAAAGGUUGCACUUUCUGCUGCUACUAUUAAUGGCUAUUUGGCCUCCACCGGUAUCGAGUUGGUGACUGUGGACUUUGAGGCUGAGGCUUCUGCUGCGUCUGCUGCUCCAGCUCCAGCCAAGGACUCUGGAAAGAAGGAAGCAUUGAAGAAGGAGAAGGAUGCCGCCAAGUUGGAGGACGCCAAGUUGAUCGGUAUCACCGUGGACAAGACCAAGGAUUUCUCGCUGUGGUACUCCCAGGUCGUGGUGAAGGGUGAGAUGUUGGACUACUACGAUGUGUCUGGAUGUUACAUCUUGAGACCUAACUCAUACUUCGUCUGGGAGGAGAUCCAGAACUGGUUCAACAAGAAUAUCAAGAAGUUGGGUGUUAAGAACUCGUACUUCCCUAUGUUCGUGUCGUCCAGAGUGUUAGAGAAGGAGAAGGACCACGUUGAAGGUUUCGCUCCUGAAGUUGCCUGGGUUACUCGUGCUGGUUCCUCGGAAUUGGAGGAACAUAUCGCCAUCAGACCAACUUCUGAGACCGUCAUGUACCCAUACUAUGCCAAGUGGAUCAGAUCUCACCGUGACUUGCCUUUGAGAUUGAACCAAUGGAACUCGGUGGUCAGAUGGGAAUUCAAGCACCCACAGCCAUUCUUGAGAACCAGAGAGUUCUUGUGGCAAGAGGGCCAUACCGCCCACUUGACCCGUGAGGGUGCUGGUGAAGAGGUGGAGCAGAUAUUGAACUUCUACAAGGGUAUCUACGAGGAGUUGUUGGCUGUCCCUGUCAUCAAGGGUAGAAAGACCGAGAACGAGAAGUUUGCUGGUGCUGACUAUACCACCACCUGUGAAGGUUUCAUUGCUGCUACCGGUAGAGGUAUUCAGGGUGCCACCUCGCACCACUUGGGCCAAAACUUCUCCAAGAUGUUCAACAUCUCUGUGGAGAACCCAGAUGGACCAGAUCAGGAGAGAGUAUUUGCUUUCCAGAACUCUUGGGGUUUGUCGACUCGUGUCAUUGGUGUCAUGAUCAUGACUCACUCUGACAACAAGGGUUUGGUGUUGCCACCAAGAGUUGCUCAGAAUCAGGUUGUGGUUAUCCCAGUUGGUUUAACCUCCAAGUCAUCCGCUGAGCAGAGAGAGGCUGUCAAUUCUGGAGCUAAGAAGGUUGAAGAUGCUUUGCUCGGAGUUAAUAUUAGAGCUGUGGGUGACUACAGAGACAACUACACUCCAGGUUGGAAGUUUGCCGAGUGGGAGUUGAAGGGUGUGCCAUUGCGUGUGGAAUUCGGCCCUAAGGACUUGGCUGCUGGCCAGGUGACUGCUGUGAGACGUGAUAACGGAGAGAAGUUUGUUGUUAAGUUGGACGAGGUUGAGACCAAGAUCCCUGAGCUUUUGGAGCAGAUUCAAGUUGGUUUGUUGGAGAAGGCCAGAAAGGAUUUCGACGAGCACCGUGUUGUUGUUGAGGACUGGAAGGACUUCGUUCCAACCUUGAAUGCUAAGAACGUUAUUUUGGCUCCAUGGUGUGGUAUCCCAGAGUGUGAGGAUGAGAUCAAAGACGCUUCUGCCAAGAAGGAUGACGGAGAAGAUGAGGAGUAUGAUGAGAGAGCUCCAUCGAUGGGUGCCAAGUCCUUGUGUAUUCCAUACGACCAGCCUGAGUUGAAGCCAGGCCAGAAGUGUGUGAGAUGUGACCACAAGGCUGUCAACUACACUAUGUUUGGAAGAUCUUACUAA